AUAUGCGAUUGGGAUGGCCAUAUAGCACAUUGUUGCGUAUGACUACAAUCUUCGCGCGAUUUUUCUUUGUAUUGGCCUCCUUUGUCUUGAUAAAACAUCAGCCACGAGGAUGCUCUCACAACACUCAGGACUAUUCUUCAGAAUAGUAAUUUUGGUUGGCAUUAAUUUCCGAUUUUCACCAUAAAUUGAUAAAGUAUCCAAUCAAAACCAUGGUGAUUGUAUGUCACAUUCUCUUGGUGAUGAUAUCGGCGAUCAUUUCAGUUUAUGCCAACACCACAAGCACGAAUUUCGUCACCAUCAAACAAUGCGAAGACUUGACCAAUCUCAACCAAUCCACAGCUGUUCAAGAAAUACCAUGCAUCUACCAUAUCACCGACAACCAGACCGUUUUCCAACUGAACUGCUUGGUGUACGUGGCGAUGCCGGAGGUUUCUCUCUCUUGGACGACCAACGGAACCAACAUCGGGACGUACCUGACGUUUACGAUCGAAGAUCGAGAAGACGGGACGUUUGACCAGAUGCUGACGAUGACAGGGUCUGUGAAUGAGACUAAGAAUGGUACUGUCUUUACCUGUGUGGCUGAAGGAUUGUCUGUUUGUGGACUUGCGAACAGUUCAGUUAUAUUCAUCAAGACUGAACAUCAAUCUGAAGUUCCAAGUCAUGAGCCGACAGGCUCUACAAAUCUACUUGCACUAAAAAUCGCCCUACCGAUUGCGGUAGGAUUUGCAGCAACCGUUAUUGUGGGAUUUUUCGUCUGGAGAAAUCUGAGGCAUAAAAGACAGGAUCAAAGAAUACCCGACUCUGACGAAGGUGAAGAACUCUGCGUAUGAAGAGGGAUGAAAACAAUAUACAGGAAAAUUUCUUAAUUUCUUCACAAGCACAUAAGUUUUGAGAAAAUGUUGAGUGUAUAUUGUCAUUGCUCAAUCAUGUCUAUUAUAAUGUAUUUAUAAUAUCUUAGCUUAAUCAAAAUGUUUAUACAAUAAACCAGCUUUAACAAAAUUAGCUUGAAAUAUUAACAAUUAUGUACACAAUUUUAUGGAGAUAGUAAUCUUGAAAAAUAAACAGUUUGCACCUGUCGACAAUUUUUAUCAAAUUGAUAUUUGACUCCAUAUUGUAAAUACAGCUGCUUAUUUCGUUCACUUUC
Molecule: messenger RNA, 1144 nt
Organism: Lytechinus pictus (painted urchin)
Lineage: Eukaryota; Metazoa; Echinodermata; Echinoidea; Temnopleuroida; Toxopneustidae
Exons: 3
Coding region: 210-830 (206 amino acids)
Source: RefSeq, a predicted model, not a curated record